AUGUAUCCAUCUAAAAAUCAAAUUGGGCAGAAACAGAACCAUAAAAAAUUCACACAAAAUCCUGAACCGUGCCAUUUCGACAAUUGGGAACGACCAAGUGAAGCUUAUGCUGGAACUUCUGGGACCCACCGAAUCGCUGAUUGGUCCAAGCCAUGGGACCAUGAAUCCAUCAAGUAUGAAUCAACAGAGAAGGCUAAAAAAGCUUUCGUCAAAUCGAAAAAUUAUGAUUCAGAGUCCAAUAGUGAUAUUGAUGAUGGACCAAGUACGUCAGAAAAGAACAAUUACAACGAAAAAGAUGUUUUUGGAAAAUUGGAUGAUGACAAAGAACAUGACUGGGAACCAAAGAAUAAUUCAGUGAAACUAGAGGUCAACUGGUUGCCUGCUAAGAGAUGGGAUGAGUCGUCAGAAGACGAUAGUGAACAAAAUGAUCAGUUUUCAAGAAGUUUGGAAGCUCUGAAACAGGAGGAACAAGAAGAAUACUACAACAGUUGGGAUGAGGAAUCAAAUGAUGAAGAGGAAAAGAUACGAAAUCCGAAUAAGAAAUUGAGAGAUUCAGCACCUACUAAUAAGAACUCAGCACCUAAUAAUAGGUGCAUUAGAUGGGAUGAGUCGUCAGAAGACGACAGUGGACUCAAUGAUCAAUAUUUAAGAGAUUUGAAAGCUAUGAAGCAGAAAAAACACAAAGAAUACUACAACAGUUGGGAUGAGGAAUCAGAUGAUGAAAAGCGUAAGAAACGAAAUCCGGAUAAGAAAUUGAAAGAUUUGGGAUAUACAAAACAGAAAGAGAAACAGGAGAAAAUUGUGGUUUCGGAAGUUCAGCCCAGACUCUCCAAUUUUCCUAGAUUUGUGGUACCAGUCGUUGGAAAAAUGCCUGUUAAAAAAUCUGAAGUGGAAAAAUCUAUGGCAAAGAUGAGCUUUGAGAAUCCAGAAAAAUCGGAACUAAAAGUGGAAAGAACAAAAGCCGACGAAGCCAAAUCAGGAGAUAAAAUUGGUCUUCAAAAUUCCAAAACUUUGGAUAUUAAAACACAGGAAACUUCUAAAGCUGAAAAGGAGGAAACCAAGGUUCCCAGGAAAAGUUUGGAAAGUUCCAAAGAGCCUAAAUACUUGAAACAGAAAAAAGAAACAACUCAAGUAUCUGAAAAUGAAGGAACUUCAACAAUUGAAGAAAAGAAGCCUGGAAUUUUUUCUUCGUUUCUGUUAGACCGUCCAAUUUUUGAGGCCCGGAGUUUUGAGGAUUUAUCGCAACCAACAACUUCCACCGCAACGCUUUCAAACGAGCAAGUUUCUUUUGAGAAUCCAAUUGGAGUUUUCAUGGCAGGAAUUUCGAAUCGGAGGCCUGAUCGCCGAGAACGGAGACGUUUGAAAAAGCAAAAAGCGGAAGAAGUUAAGCGUUUGCCGGACGAGGAAUUCGAAGAACUGUGUAGGCUCCACGCACUUGAAACCGAGAAAAACGUUUUCUCUCAAUUCUACGCUAAGAAAUGGCCUCGCCAAUUGAGAAAGCCCAAAAAUAGAGAAAUCUCCAAUUUCAAGCAUUCGGAGGGCGCGGAAUUUGCAGCCAAAUCCUAUUUUUGGGACAACAACUGGGACUUUGAUUUACCGGAACUUCCAAAACCCGAACAGAUGAUCAUGCCUCUUCCAACAUCUACACCUGAUGUUUAUGAUGAUUUUGCAUUCUAUCGAGUGUUGAUGGAGAAGGAAGACAAGUACAUCUUGGUUGCAUGCCACGCCAAUGUUCAUGGCUUCCAUCGAGGAGAUCUUCGAUUCUUGGAAAUCAAUUCUAGGUCAAGACUGAAUAGGUUGGAAGGACAAAGUGUGAUCGGGAGCUUGUUUCUUGGAGAUAUUGUCGCUGUUACCGAACUUGCCAGGAAUUCUGAAGCGAUAUCACCGGUGAGAGAUGUCGAUGUCUCAUUAGUAACUCCGGAUACCUCUUGUUAUUGGAUUGUGUCAAAAAUGAUACUGUACCCUCGAAAUGUAGACAAAAAAUCUCCAGUUUUAUUUUCAAUCGUGAAUAGAAUGGCAGCAAUUAAAGGAGAGAACGAACCAAUGAAUCUGAAUGUAGACAACUGGGAUAUGAUGCAUGCUGACUCUAUCUACACCGGAUUGACGUUUCGUCCAGAGACGCUGGAGUACCACUUUUCGAAAGAUUACCAAAAGAAAAAAAUUAAUGAGCUUGUCGUCAGUGCAAGAACUAUCCGCAGCUAUCCAGGAAUAUAUGGAACAAUCUUUAAGUUUAAAGAAGGCGAUCAUCGGGAAGAGUUCAAAAAAGAAAUGCAUUUGAAUACUUACACUGAUGUCUCGAGCCCUGAAACGACUGAACCUGCGAACGCUUCCUCUGAGAGUUCUUCAAGAGUGCCAACACCUAUUCAGAAGCCAGAAUGCCCAAAACCUAGCUACUUCUCCGCCUAUGCCUAUACAUCAAACCGUUCUGAAUCACCUGCUUAUGUGAACCCGUUUGGAGUUCUAAACUCGGAUUUCAUUGCAGAAGUCGAAGAAAAAACAGAAGAGGAGAAAAUAAAGGAGACAGAGGAGUCCAAAGAAUUGAAGCGGCUUGCUGAGUUAGAACACGAGAAGAAUGUUUUCUCACAGUACUACCAGAAAAAGAGCGGCAACAGAAGAGAAAAUCACCGUGGUAGGAAGUCACCACAGAUACCAAAAACCAGGAAGCCCUCAAGCUGUAAACACCACGAAGCCAUCGAGUUCGCUGCCAAGUCCAACUUGUGGGAUAACAACUGGGACAAGGACCUGCCAAUGUUGCCAAGAUCACAGGAAAUUAUCAUGCCGCUGCCUGCAUCUGCACCUGCGCAGACUGAAGUUUGUGGAUUAUAUCGAGUGUUGAUGGAAAAGAAUGAUAAGUACAUCUUGAUUGCGUGUCAUGUGAACGUUCAUGGAUAUCAUCGAGGUGAUCUUCGAUUCUUGGAAGUCAAUUCUAGGUCAAGACUGAAAGGAUUGAGUGAGCAGAGUGUGAUUGGUAGUCUGUUUCUUGGAGAUAUCGUCGCUGUCACUGAGCUCGCCAGGAACUCCAACGCCCAAUCUUCAGUGAGAGACGUCAAGGUGUCAUCUGUCACUCAGGAAACUAGAUGCUAUUGGAUCGUGUCGAAUAUGAUUCUGUACCCCCGGAUUCUCAAACCAGAUGUUACAUUCUCCUUCUUGAAAAAUCGAAUGGCUGUGGUGAAAGGGGAGGACGAACCGAUGCGUGUAAACUGUGAUGACUGGAAAACGGUGGCACCUGAUUUGAUCUAUACUGGAAUGGCAUUCUCACCAAUCAAACUGGAUGACAAUUUCUCGGACGAUUUCCAACGAAAAAGCAAAAACCUGCUUAUAUCGAAUGUGUUAAAAAUUUCGAGCUAUCCCAACGCAUUCGGAAUCAUCUACAGUUAUGAAGAAUGUAGUGAACAGAACGAAGAGUUCAAAAUUGGCACGAAAGCUUACUCAGACACUCUUGAAAUUCAUAAGUAUAAACGAGAGAGAAUCGUGGAGACAUGUUCAUUAAUGGGAUUCAGUGCAGCCAAUACAAUUUUCAAUGGCCGAUUCGACUGCCGCGCAUUCCAUAUGUACGAUGUGUCUAAAGAAGGUCCCACUGUUAGAUUCCGAAUCGAAAACCCACGAAACCGCCCGACACUUGGUCUGUGGAACAAUGGAAACAAAAUCCUCAUUGGUGGACCGACGGGAGAUACCAAUGGUACCAUUGAAACAGUGAUGUGUAAUUCAAGCCAUAUGGGAUGGCUGAAGAUUGCAGCAAGACUCACCAGAGAAUGCCCCAAAGAUUUUCGCUUCAAUGGUGAUUUGUUUGUAUCACAACGAGAGCCAAAAGACCAUUAUUACUUGUAUGAUGGAUAUUUCCAAGACAUGGCGCCGGAGAGUAAUGGAAGGAAGAUAAUUGAGACAUUGUAUGGAGGAAAACCAUUGGAACUUCGAACUGGAGAUGUUGGUGGAGAAUACUUCUUCCCAAGUACCCCGGAACCAAUUCGUCUAAACGUAUUUCAAAAAGAAUAUGUUCAAAUGCUGCUUGAUGGCAAUCCACUUGUCAUAGGAUCAUCACCAUUCGGAUGUGGUAAGUCUAUGACUAUCAUCACGGCGGCACUGGAGAUUUAUAAACGAAAUGCGGAGAGAAAUCUUGUCGGGAAGACCCAUCAACUUUUGAUUACGCAGAGUAAUUUCGCGAGUGUCAACUUGAUCGAGAUCGCCAGAAAGACAUGUAACAGUGGAGAUGAAAAACUUCGGAAUAUGAAAUUCAUGAGAUUUAUUACCGACAAAAAUUGGAAUGAGCAACCGGAUCAUGGCCGAACGAAGUUUGAUAUGCCGUUUUUGAUGAACAAGGUUUUCAAGCAAUGGGCGAUAGGAGAGCUGGAUGGAAAUGAGCUCAUGACGCACCAUACGAAGAGCAUGAUUGCGCAUAUCAUCAGAAAUGGGACGGUAACUGUGGACGAGUUGUGUUCUGCGGCUAGAAGAGUUUUUGAUAAAUAUGGAGACUGCAAGAUACCAUUUAGUGGCCAUCUAACAGAAGCAUUCUUCAUUCUCUACGAACCGGAUCUUAUUAUGACUACCGCUGAUUCGUCGAAAAGUGUUUGCACUUUAUUGGAUAAAAAAUAUGAAACUAACAAGAACGAAUGCACUACAGUUCAAAUCGAUGAGGCUAGUCAGCUACCAGAAUACACUCUGUUGGGACUACUCAAAACUUACAACAAGGCAAACUUUGGAUUGAUCGGAGACAUCCAUCAACUUCCUCCGUUUUGCAUGGAAGAACUCGAAGGGCGUCUCAAAGAAUUCGGUAUUGGUAACACAAUGGAACGAGCGAUUCAAAAUAAACUCUUCCCGAUUUCAAACCUUCGAUAUGUCUAUAGAUGCCACCCACAGACGACUGCUUUGUUGAGUGAGCUGUUUUAUGAUGGAAAGCUGAUCUCUGGAGUCACUGAAAGCCAACGGAAUGAAUUUAUGAUAAAGAGAAAGGAUUUCUGGCCGAAUCCCAGUUACCCAGUUAUGAUUAUCAAUCAUAUGGGUACCUGUCAAAGAAUGGGAACCUCUGCUCAAAACCACUCGGAGAAGGAUCUAGUCAGCUAUAUGGUUCAGAAUCUGUUGGAUCAAAGAAAAUACACACUGAAGCCACAGGAUAUUGGAGUCAUUUCUUUUUACGCUGCACAAACGUCACUGCUAACCGAACAACUUCGACGGAGUGGUGUGAAGUGUGGUACGGUGGACGCGUUUCAAGGAUCCGAGAAAGAGGUGAUCAUUUUGUGUUGUACAAAUGAGCAUGCGACUGAAUUCAUGCAAUGCAAAUUUCGAUUGAAUGUGGCUCUAUCGAGAGCGAAACAAGCGACGGUGAUUGUUGGAAAUUUGGGAUACUUGAGGAAAGCAAAGUAUUGGAAUGCGAUUGUUAAAAGAGUGGAAGCUUAUGGAAACUUGAGACAAUCGGACGACAAAAAUCUCUUCAACUCCCGACAAGCCUAUGUAUCCACGUCAUCGUCAUAUGUCAAAAAUCCGUUUUAUAUGCAUGAUCCGUACAAUCGUAAUGCUCCAGUCGAAUCGGUUCUAAACUAUCCGACUGGUCAACGCCAGAAAAACCAUAAAAGGAAUGAGACGCGCCAACAGCAGGAUGAUAAUGCCAUGAGCGGGCGAUGGGACAACAACUCCUGGUCCUAUUAUAAUAAUGGAUACCGAUGA
This is a messenger RNA of Caenorhabditis briggsae, 5658 nucleotides long. The transcript has 10 exons. NCBI's taxonomy places the organism in Eukaryota, Metazoa, Nematoda, Chromadorea, Rhabditida, Rhabditidae. The coding region runs from base 1 to 5658 and encodes 1885 amino acids. The record is from RefSeq and is a predicted model, not a curated record. Gene Ontology annotation, molecular function: 5'-3' DNA helicase activity.